AUGUCAUCAUGUUUUUCAGAGUAUAAAGAUACAAUUCAAGAAGGUGACCUCGCAUUGAUUUGGAUAUCAAGAGAUAACACGAAAGCAAUCACUAUUGACUCCAAAGAAACAUUUAACACCCGUUAUGGUUCAUUUCCUCAUAAGGACAUGAUCGGUCGUAAAUACGGUUCACAAAUCGCCAUCCGUACCAAAAAUACCAACAAAUUCGCAUUCAUUCACGUCCUCCAACCUACCCCAGAACUAUGGACUUUAUCAUUACCACAUAGAACACAAAUCGUCUAUACUCCAGAUUCAUCAUACAUUAUGGAAAGAUUGAAUUGUAACCCUAACACAUCGAGGGUCAUCGAAGCAGGGACAGGAUCAGGUUCCUUCUCUCAUGCAUUCGCAAGAUCAUCAAAACGUUUAUUCACUUUUGAAUUCCAUAAGAUUAGAUUCGAACAAGCAAUGAAAGAAUUUCAAGAACAUGGUUUAUUAGAUGAUAAUGUUACCAUCACGCAUAGGGACGUAUGUGAAAAUGGAUUCACCAUUAAUAAGGAGCGUGAUGUUACUUCAUGUCAAGAACCUGGGGACGUUCAAUUGAAUGCAAAUCUUAUAUUUUUGGAUUUACCUGCACCUUGGGAUGCUAUACAUCAUUUAGAUAAGGUUAUUGCAAAAGAUGAGAAAGUUGGGCUUUGUUGUUUUUCCCCAUGUAUUGAACAAGUGGAUAAGACAUUGGAAAGUUUGGAAAGGAACGGGUGGACAAAUGUAGAAAUGGUCGAGAUUCAAGGUAGACAAUAUGAAAGUAGAAGGCAAAUGGUGAGAACUUUGGAUGAUGCCUUGGGAAGAUUAAGAGAUAUCAAGAGAAGGAAGAUUGAAGGUAUGGAGAGACGUAAAAGACAAUUGGAAUCUUCCAUGACUGAGGGAGAAAUAAAGAAUGAAAAUGAAAAACAACCAUUAACGGAAAAGAGUGAAUUCAAUCCAUUCGGGAAAGGUUCUAGAAUAAAGGAAGGUGAUCCAAAUUAUAAAUGGAAACAAGUCACUAAGAUAGAAAGUGAAAUCAAAUCACAUACGUCAUAUUUAACAUUUGCAUUCAAAAUUGUAGAUAAAUCAAGGAAAGAAGUUGCAAAAAAAUAA
Naumovozyma dairenensis CBS 421 is the source of this 1113-nucleotide messenger RNA. RefSeq names its product tRNA 1-methyladenosine methyltransferase subunit GCD14 (gene GCD14). The coding region runs from base 1 to 1113 and encodes 370 amino acids. NCBI's taxonomy places the organism in Eukaryota, Fungi, Ascomycota, Saccharomycetes, Saccharomycetales, Saccharomycetaceae. The transcript has a single exon. Gene Ontology annotation, biological process: tRNA methylation. Gene Ontology annotation, cellular component: nucleus; tRNA (m1A) methyltransferase complex. The record is from RefSeq and is a predicted model, not a curated record.